UUGAUGAACUGUCGUUAAAUAGUGAAGGUAUGGAAUGUUAACCAAAAGAAAUAUAAUCGCAAAGAAAUUAAAUGUCAAGGUAAAGAUAAGAAGAUAUGAAGAAUGUUCGAAGUAAGCUUUGCAGAGAAAUAUCUUGUGGAACUCUUUAAUCUAACAGAAUUUUUUUUUCUGACAAAGGAAAACAAUUUCAAAGUAAAAUGCAGUUUAAUCCAAGAAACGUAAUAAUGCUACUAAUGAGUGCUUCAUUUUUAAAUAUGUCUUUAACUCCUACUACCGAAAAAGAAAUGGAAGUACAACGGAAAAUAGAAAAUUUGUUACAAAAUAUUUAUGAAAAUGAAUUAGAAGUAGAAGAAGAAGAGUCUCUGGAUUUUGAAAAUUUAUUUGACAUUUCGGAAACAAACUUAAUAACAGACGAAGAAUGAAAUGAAGCAGAUCAACCUACGUACGAUGUAAAGGAAAUGACAUGUGAAAAUUACAUGAUUCCAAUAGAAUACAAAAGAAGAGCUGUUGAAUUUUGGAGACCUGAUGGUUCAGUUAGGCCAAAAUCGUUUGACAGUGUAAAACAUAAAUUUCGAAAACUUACAUCACCGCGCGAAUUACGACGAUGGCAGGAACAAGUGAACAGAGGUGGUACUAGAUUGGAGAAGCUGAAAGAAAUUUCAUCGUAUACGUUAAAUAAAUUCGAGAAAGCAGUACAGAACGGCAUUAUUAUUCAUGACAUUGAUAUUGCUCGAUGGGGGCUGAAAGCACAACAAGAGAUUAACUGUCCAGGAUUUAGAGCAUCACAUUAUUGGGUAAAUCAAUUUAAGAUAGCACAUCGUAUUGUAUCUCGAAAAGUUACAAAAUUUAUAACGAAGAAAACUCUACAAUCAAAAGAUAAUCUAGAGGCAGAAGGUAAUAGAUUUAUCGAAAACGUUAAAUAUUAUAUUACGCGUUACGGAUUCGAAAAUAUUUACAAUUCGGACCAAAGCGGAUUCCAAUUAGAAUUGCAUGCCGGUCGUUCAUUGGCAGUUGAAGGUACAAAAAAAGUUGAACGCGUAGUACAAUCGGUGUCUGCAACAACGCAUAGUUAUACAAUUCAGCCAAUAAUUUCAGGCGAUGGUAGAUUAUUAUCUCCUCUUUUUAUAGUUUUAAAAGAACCAACCGGAACAUUUGGUCCUAGAGUACAGGAAACAAUGUUUAGAGAGAACAAUAUUUUUGUUUUGGCUUCUAAAUCUGGCAAAUUAACAUCACAUCAUUUUGAGAUAUGGUUAAGAGAAGUUUAUUUUUCCAAUGUUGGUCCAAAGUCGGUUUUAUUAUUGGAUUCGUGGACUGGCCAUUGUCCCGAUGUAAUUGCAAGAAAUAGAAUUAGCAAAACAAAAUGCUGAGGAUAUUGUUUUUCUAACAAUACCAGCGGGAACAACAGGUCAGAGACAACCAUUAGACGUAUAUGGUUUCCGCUUAUGGAAGAACUUUGUAAAACAUUUUUCGGAUGUUGUCAUGCUUCUGGAUUUAGAAGUUUAAACUACAUUCACGAGAUUCUAUUUUAAAAUUGCAAUCACUAACACAUUUCCAAUUUUUAUCACCAAGGUUUAGGAAUUUGUUUAAAUACGCAUGGUAUAAAAGUGGAUAUAUAGAUAUAAGGCCAGAUGAAUUUGAGACACCAGUAGACUUUUGUUUCAAAACACAUUCAAAAAGAACAUGUGAUAUUUGCGGCGGGAUUGCUGUAAUAACUUGCGCGUGGUGUAAAAAGAGUCUGUGUUUGAAACAUUUUUUUCAUGAUCAUCAUCUUUGUUAUAAUUAUGAACCCUAAAUUGUAUAAAUUGUAUGAACACUAAA
Molecule: messenger RNA, 1818 nt
Organism: Solenopsis invicta (red fire ant)
Lineage: Eukaryota; Metazoa; Arthropoda; Insecta; Hymenoptera; Formicidae
Exons: 4
Coding region: 459-1367 (302 amino acids)
Source: RefSeq, a predicted model, not a curated record